CCGUGCACGUGAUCAUGACUAGAUCAACCGGUCACAUCGGAAGGCCGGCCACUCCUCAAUCAUUAUGCAAGAUCAAGCUGUCGUGAAGCGUUGUCUGUAAAGCCGCUUUGGAAACACGGUCGAAGGAAGUUUCAGUAUCCGUUCUCCACACUUUACAGCAAACAUGAGUGGCCAAAUCCCGGUGGUGGAUUUCUCUGCUUACAGCCUGGAUAACAAGAACGUGAACGAAGUAGAACUGCAAGCACUGACAGACGAACUCAUGCACGCCUUCACCACAGUGGGCUUCGUGUACUUGAAGAACACCGGAAUCUCGUCUUCCAAGGUGUAUGAUACCUUUGAUGUCGCCGAUAAAUUCUAUCUGCAACCGGAAACAGUGAAGGAGAAAUAUUCGCGCCCAUUGGACAAGACGGCUGAGCGUCACGGGUGGAUGGCCCUGGAGAGAGAAAAUUUGUCUCUGAUCGGACAGAGUCGCCCUAAUGAUCUAAAAGAAUGCUUCAAUGUCAUGCCUCCACUUUCCGAGGGACAGACGUGGCCGGCAGAGGUCCCAGAGUUUGAACCAGUCAUGAUGGACUUCUUCAACUCAUGUCAUGAGCUCGCCAUGCGCCUGUUGGAGAUUAUAGGCCGCGGUCUGGCCAUAAAGGAUGUCGACAGUUUCUUGGGCAAGUUUAAGAACGUCGGAAAGGGUGGCAACGGCACCAACCUCCGAUCACUCCGCUACCCUCCCGUUCCUGAAGUCGUGAAAGAGAACCAGGUCCGGUGUGGAGAACAUACUGACUUCGGUUGUCUUUCUCUGCUGUUUCAGGACAACCCCGGACUGGAGGUGGUGAAUCUUGAAGGAGAGUAUGUUCCGGCCAGGCCGAUACCGGACACCACCCUGGUCAACAUUGCGGACACCUUGCAGAGAUGGUCAGCCGACAAACUCAAGUCAACUCGGCACCGUGUGGUGAUGCCGGACAGUGAGGAGGAGAGGAGGCGUGUGCGCCGCUCCCUGGCCUUCUUCUGCCACUGUGACAGUGACGCGGAGCUGAGAUGUCUGGAUGGGUCCGACAAGUACCAGUCUCUCCUGGCGAGGGAGUACAUCAAUGAGAGAAUCAACGCCACCUACCUAUCAGGGUAGCUCACCUCGUCAAGCGGCUGCCAUUUGCAUCCCGGCACACGUCACCACAGCAACGGCUUAGGCUAACGUAACAUUUCCAAAUCGAGGCCCGGCCGGGAUGUUUGUAGAAACGAAAAAUAGAAAUGUGUACGUAACAAUAUACACAAAUGAUACCCACGACUAUUCUACUAACGUCUUGUGUAGUUUGGUGUAUUUUAUAUCAUACUUUUCGUUCCCGAAAGCUGCCCGGCUAGGCCCCGGUUUAGAAAUGUGACGUAGGCUUUACGUAUAACCACUGCAUGGAAAAAUACUAGUAUUACCGUCGACUCAGAUAUAUUUUCUUUGAUAUGACAGGAAACGGUGAUGUCAACUGAGCAUUAAUCGAAUUCCAUAGGAAAUAGAAUCAAUCAUGGUCGUAUAAUGGUACAAAGUAGUAAAUGUCUAGAAGCGUUACAUAACGAUAUGAUAACGCCAAUUUCUAUUCAAGCUUUAAUUAAUUAGACGUUAGCUUUAGCUUUCAAGCUUUUGGCUUUAGCUAUCUAAAUGCUUCAACCGAGGCUCAUGACUUUACAGACUAUUAUAAUUAUAGCAAUUUUCUAUUUAUUCCACUUUGGGAAGUAUGCAUCGUGGUAUAAAUCGUAUAUCAUAUAAAAGCACAACAUGCAUCCCAAUUUGACACUUUGUGCCUUGAUUAAGAAAUCUGUUGUUCUAUCUGAAAUACUGUGUAUCUGCAAACGAUAUUGUCAACAUUAGGUACUAUUAAACCAGGUGGGCAAUGUA
This is a messenger RNA of Branchiostoma floridae (Florida lancelet), 1876 nucleotides long. Its product is annotated as 2-oxoglutarate-Fe(II) type oxidoreductase ppzD-like. The coding region runs from base 164 to 1117 and encodes 317 amino acids. The transcript is spliced from 8 exons. The record is from RefSeq and is a predicted model, not a curated record. Gene Ontology annotation, molecular function: dioxygenase activity. NCBI's taxonomy places the organism in Eukaryota, Metazoa, Chordata, Leptocardii, Amphioxiformes, Branchiostomatidae.